GCAGCGAAUAGCGAUGAAAAGUCAACGCCAGGUGCCGGCAGUCUAGUGCGGCUGGGAAUCGAAAGCGGUGGCAGUGGAGGCGGCAACGGAGCCGGUGUUGGAAUGGGCGUGGCCAUCGUCCAACGUCAGAGCAGUCGAAGUCGCGUCCUCAGCCGCCUUGUUGGCCAGAAACGCAUUCGGGAGGCAUUCCUACACUCGCCGAAAGCGGCUGUCAAUACGGAGGCUAAUGGCGACGGCGGCGGCGGUGGCAGCGGCGAUUGGAUCACAGCGGAAACGGAAGUGAAGCAUGGACAAUUGGACGAUGUUGCUGAGCAAAUAGAUUUUCACGACUUGGUCAGUUUGGAUUACACCGAUUCCUUAGAGUACCAAAACUGUAGCAGCGACGAUUGUUGCUACGCCUCGAAUGACACCUUAACCCAUGGCAGCCAGCGCAGCAGCAGCAGCUUCCACAUCAUCAUCAUCAUCAUCAUCAAGAUCAUCAUCACCAUUCAAGUGGAAACUGUCAUCGUCAUCAUCAUCAUCAAUAUCCCUACGACCGGAGGUCAUUGUGCACAAGUUGUUCAAGCAAUGAUUCCCUCUUCACAGAUCCCGUGGAUGAGGAGCUAAUUGAGGCCAAG
Molecule: messenger RNA, 617 nt
Organism: Drosophila serrata
Lineage: Eukaryota; Metazoa; Arthropoda; Insecta; Diptera; Drosophilidae
Gene: capu
Product: formin protein cappuccino
Biological process (GO): actin nucleation; cortical actin cytoskeleton organization
Cellular component (GO): actin filament; cytoplasm; cytoskeleton
Molecular function (GO): microtubule binding; actin filament binding
Source: RefSeq, a predicted model, not a curated record